Symsagittifera roscoffensis is the source of this 6297-nucleotide messenger RNA. Its product is annotated as glycine receptor subunit alpha-4-like. Gene Ontology annotation, biological process: chemical synaptic transmission; monoatomic ion transmembrane transport; signal transduction. The record is from RefSeq and is a predicted model, not a curated record. Bases 4401 to 5936 code for a protein of 511 amino acids. Gene Ontology annotation, molecular function: transmembrane signaling receptor activity; neurotransmitter receptor activity; extracellular ligand-gated monoatomic ion channel activity. The transcript has 9 exons. Gene Ontology annotation, cellular component: plasma membrane; neuron projection; synapse. NCBI's taxonomy places the organism in Eukaryota, Metazoa, Xenacoelomorpha, Acoela, Convolutidae.
AUUAAUUCUAGAAAAUUCAUUCUAAAAUUUACUAUCAAUUCGAAAUGCAACGUGCAUAAGAUCGGUAGGAAAACUCAACCUUCUCCAUGUUUACUUCCCACACUUCUCCCAACAAUAACGUCAAUUGAUACUUUGCGCCUUUCACUUAUUAGACCAUCAAUUUCGCCGCGCGAUGAUUCAUGUAGAGUUUCGCUACAUGUGCCAAGGUAUUGUUACUAUCGAAGAGAAAAAAAUGCUAUUUGUUAGUCUUAUUGGCCUUAUCAGACAAAUCUAAGACGAGAAAUCUUCUUAAUUUUGGUCUUAAAUCGGUCAGAAAAGUUAGCCCUCGAGUAAGAAUUGCACUUACUUCUGCAUAUAGUGUCAGAUAACAAAUAGAAUAUGUCUCUUUUAUCAAUCUGGGUAAGAAUCAUGAGUGAAUUUAGUAAACAACUACAAAUGCACAGUUUUUGAGUAAUCACACGUACCCCGCAGUAGUUAUUGGUUUUCGCGGAAUAAGCGUACCAUCUAUUUUCAUCAGCUUCGAAAAAUCAUUUCGUUACCAUCAGUAUCUCGAAAAAGUAUGUUGCGUUACCAAUCUCUGUCUUUCAAGAGCAUAAUAACAAACUUUUCCAUUAUAACAGCACAGCUUUACAUUCCAAGAUAUAGCUUGACUAAAUCUGUGGACUUCGAUUUCUGAGUUUUGAAAACAUACUAGUAGAAGUGCUCUAGGAAAAUUUAUUUGAUGGUGAUUUUCUAAUCUCUGGACUUUGUUUGAAAUUAAAAUAUGAUUUUCAGAUUUUUGCUGAAAUAAGAAACGCAAAUACUCAAUGUGCUACACCAGUUUGCCUACAAUGAGUUUGUUUUCGAACGGAAAAGCGGUGCUCAGAAAAAUCAUAAUUUCGAACGAAAUCCAAGGUAAAAUGCCGCAUCAGACUUUCAAAUAUAUUCAUCUAGAACUUGACUCUAUUGACCGCUUGGUUUGACUUCAAAACUUGAUAGAAACAUUGUCAAGAACUCUUUGAUGAUACAUCACUUGUUUGAAUUCCUGCUAUUCUUUUCUUUUUUCACCGCAGCUUUUAAGUUUUCAUCCAAUUCAAAGAUUUUUGCAUAGAACAGUUAUCAACGACAAGUUACUCGCUAAUUCACCUUGCGCAAUUGUUUAUGUUCAACUGACGUCAGUAGUCUGGUAUGUUUUAAAGUCAAUCAGAGAAUAGAAAAAAGCUGUAAUCAAUCAGCCCUAUCUAUUUUUCAUUCGCUUUCUGCUUACUAAAGACCAAACCCAAUUUAGAAGUUUAUGAUUUGGGCUCAAUAAAGCAGAGCUUACAUCUCAUUUUCUUCACGUUGAAGAAGCUGCUAUCUAAUACACCAAACACUGAACAAUACUUUAAAAAUAUUACUAUCAUUGUUAUUUUUUAUAGCCGGAUUCAGCUAACUUUUGAUUUAGAAACUCAGUAGUGAUGCAAAACUCGGUAGUGAAAAAAAACAGUAAUUUUAACAAAGGUGAGGCGGAGUUAAGCAGCACAAGAGAUACAUAAAAACAACCACACAGAGGCGAAGCACAGCAUCGCACCUUUUGAGAUACAACACAAAUAGGAGGCACACGACAGAAAAAGAGACAAAGCCGCUAAGUCAAAAAACGUAUGAAAUGAAUGCCAAAGAGAUUACUACAAUUUUCAAACGUUUGUUUUAUAUGAUAUUGUCAGUCUAACUCGAAAUCAAAAAUUCGUCAACAUUAAAACUCAAAAGAAGGAAAACGAAAGAUGGUUAUUGUAAUUAAUGACUCAAAACUUCAACAAGCAUUAAUGGCAUAAAGCCUUUAAAAUGAUUGAAAGGCUAGCAAAUUGUCAUAAGUAUUCAAGUACAUUGUAAUAAGCAUUUUGAAAAACUUACCCCGCGCCAUUUAAGCCGACAAUACUCGGGUCUAUUGAGCCGGAAAAAAAUUUGUCCUAAAAAUUGAGCUCACGAAGUUCCGCAACUUACGCUUUUUUUCAUCCUGGUUCAAGUUUGAUGUUCCACGAAGUUUGAUGGUUCAAGUUUGAUGUUUCGCGAAAUUGAGCAUGGCCCAACGGAUUAAAAUUCUUACGAGCUGAAAUCAGUGGGCAAAGUUUCUAAUGAGAAAAAAAAUCAAUGCAAAAAUUGAAAAAAAAAAGUUUUCAAUGUCUUAUAAAUUGUUGAUUUGCAAAAAACUCUGGUAGGAGUAGCGAGAGAGAACUGAAAUACAGAUCCAAAUUUAUCCAUAAUUGGACGAGAUUAGAUUAAAAUAAUCACAGAGCCAAAAGCUGGCUCUUCUUCCCGUAGUUUCGUCAAUAUAUCAAAAAUAUUCAAAUCAGCAUUUCUCGACAAAAAGUUUUAGGAGAGCAAAAAAAUCUCCAAAUAGGGAAUCCAGAAAAAAUGCCAGAGUCAAUCAUUAAUCAGCUUGCUUUGGGUACCUCGGAUCGACAAAAAAAAACAACUUUUGCAUGUCUCAAGUAACAUGCAGCAACUGACCCAAUUACAUAGAUAAAAUAAUCAACGCUGAAAUUCAACCAUGGCCUAAAAAGUAAUCACUUUAAUUCCCAACCGGGAACCUUGGGAGGCGAUCAGUGUUUAAUUCUGCGAUCUGGAAGACAGUAGAAGUAGAUACUCGGAGCACAAACAAACGCUCUAGUGUUAUAUUUGAAUUAUGGCAGCCAGACUUAAUUAAGUUAAAAGCUCUCCCUUCGCUGUCUUACCACAGCCUUCACUGUUAUGUUGUUUACCAGUGGUAGUGACAACAGGCAUCGAGUGAAGUGUUUGCUGUCAAACAAACAAACAAAGAGACAAAUAAACAAACAUCUUCGCAAAAGUGCCUGUGUUUCGAGAGACACUUUUAGCCGGAAGGAAAUCCGGUUCAAAGAAGUCUAGUAAAAGCAGACUGAUGAAAUCACUCUUUCUAAUAGAGCUAGAGAGAGAGAGAGAGAGCUCCCCCUUUUUAGUAAUUUCUCAAAGCAAAAUAUUGAUUUGUAUUUUCUUAUUUCACAUUGACAAUCAGAUUUCCUGUUUUUCACAAAAAAAACCUAAAAAUAGGAAGCAUUGCAUCGCUUCGUUGGGAUAGCACGAUUGGGUCUCCGUUUUCAGAUGUCUCUUCUACGCAUCAAAACUCGUUCUAUAUAAUCAGAAAAGUAUUAUUUAAGCAACUGGUGCUAUCAGCCAGCUAAGUCCACAGAAUUUGCGUAAUUUCCAGCAAAUAGGAAGAUUCCUUUAUUCUAAACCGAGAAUACAAUACUUAUCUUCAAUCUCUCUUCUGGUUCAAAUUCUAGCAUUUCAAAGAUUCGCACGAGCUGUCAGUUUUCUCCUUGAAAUAUUUUUAAAGUCUCCAGUUGAAAAUACAAAAAAAUUGCUUUAAACUUAUUUAGUUACGAGAAAAUUUAGAUAGUUACAAGAAUCUGCCUAAAAAUUCUUCCAAACAAAUCAUCGAGUUGCUUCCAGCUGCUUCUUCAAAUCACGUUUUGUCAUCAUUAGAAGAGAUAAUCCCAGCUCAUACCUUCCCUUUACAAUUGUUUCUGCAUCUGUCUUUUAAUUAAUUUAGGUGACGUCAGCUACCAUAACACCAGAAGAUAUCAGCCAGUAUACGGGGGUUAAAAUCAUUACUGAUAUACUCAAUGGCAGCCAAGGCUUUUAACUUUUCAAAAAUCGCACUGAAUUGUCACGCUUUCAAUCAGAAUUUUAAAUCAUAAUCUCUGAUUGUCUAAACCAAUUUUCGGAUAUGUAGUCCUUCGAACAGGUGACAUUUCCUCUUUUAAUAGUACCUAUUGGAUACAUUCCGCUAAUCUCCAAUGGAUCUUUUACUCCUGUUUACUUCCAAGUAUGUUUGCCUUAAAGCCAUUCAUUUAACUCCAGAUGUUUCUGCCUUCCAAAGUUUUCGUGUGAUUUAUUGUCAGCUGUCUCAGCGGCUACGAUCAAAAUAGUAAUUCAGAGCAUACAGAAUGACAAUUUUUGGUUAUUUACUCCUCAAGUUUUUGAUUGAAAACACUUAAUUGUAUAAAUUUGAGCUCUACUAGAAAAACGGUGUUAAAUUACUUUUAUUAACAAGUUAUCAAACCUUAUUCAGAAACAAAGUGAACACGAUCUCGAAAUUCUUCCUAUUAGAGAACCGCAUAACUAAACCGCCUUACUCAGAAUAUCUUUUCACGUCAACCACGACCAGCCCACAUGUGAAAAACUGAAGAGUUAUUGACUGAAAAUUGAUUACAUUGGUAAUCUUCUUUGAUCUCUAACUUUCACAUUUAGUGUCUAUAUUGUGUCCUAGAUUUCUCUGGACCAAUUCAAAUUAUAACGUCCAGUUUAUCCUCGAACAGAAUACAAUUAAAUCAAAAAAUAUACUAGAUUUUUGUUCAUUUGAAGCGGCACUUUAUGAAACAGCUGUACUCAUUACUCUAUCUAUUUCGAAAAAAGUCACAAGUAUGGUUAUGGCUGCACCACAGAAAAAUUAUCUACACAUGCUGUUUGUCUUCAUGAUACUCGUUCAGCUGAAACACAGGUCUAUCUGUGCCCAACACAACACUCCAGAUCAGAUUUUGAAGAAGCUGCUAGAUGAAGGUCAUUACGAGAAAAGACUACGGCCGCUCAGUGCAUUGAAGCCUCUGAUGGUGGAGUGCACUCUCUACGUAGUGAGUCUGGGUCCAGUCAGCGAAGUCGACAUGACUUUCAAACUGGGCAUCUACUUCCGACAGUACUGGACUGACCCCAGACUGCGUUUCAACUCCACUCUAGACAAGAUAGUGUUGAGCCAGGACCUGCUGGAAGACCUGUGGCUGCCAGACUCCUUCUUCCAGACUGAGACGGAGAGUUACAUACACGAGGUCACAAAACCCAACGUCUUCUUCAGACUCCACAAGGACGGCAGAAUUCUCAUGAGCAUCAGAGUCACAGUGACGUCACGAUGUCCGAUGGAUCUACGACUUUUCCCGAUGGAUACUCAGGAGUGUGAGUUGCGGAUAGCGUCUUGGGGAUUCACUACAAAUGACCUGCAGUACGAGUGGCUGCGCAACACACACAUGAAUGCACCGCCCAUCAAACUGGCAGAAGACAUUACACUUUCUAAUUUCAGAGUGGUCAAUUAUCAAUGGAACAGUUACAUCAGGAACUUAUCCACAGGCGAGUGGGACACUUUAGCAGUGACUUUUCGCUUCGGCAGAAAUACACUCUACUUCAUCAUCCAGAUGUACAUUCCUUCCACUCUCAUAGUCAUGGUCUCUUGGGUCUCCUUCUGGGUCGGCAGGGCAUCCGUACCGGCACGGGCAGCCCUCGGAAUCACCACUGUCCUCACACUUCUUACUCUGAUCUCAUCCACCAAUGCAAACAUGCCUAAAAUAUCCUACAUGAAGGCCAUUGAUGUCUACUUCGCCGGCUGCUUUCUCUUCGUGUUUGCCAGUUUGAUUGAGUUUGCAGCUGUGUGUUACCUGGACAAAUCCAGGGUACGCAGGCCGACUCCCAGCAAUCCAUCAACGGGAGCUGACACUGCAAAAAGCAGCACUAAAUCUAGGGGCCCUCAGCUCACUGACAGCAAUGCGGAGCUUCCGAGGCGUGCCAGUUCUUAUCUCCUAUCUUCUAUGCCUGAUGACCUUACUGGGUCCAAGACAUCACUUCAAUAUGCAGUUGAGCUGUCCCAACUGAAACAAGAGAGUCUGAGACGCCCGCACAAUGCACGACCAGGGGGCGGAAUACGUUACUCUCAACAUUACGACCACAACCUCAAUUACAACAACAGCAGCAGCAAUAUUACACGGCGAAGCAGCAGAAGACUAUCCUGCUCAUUGCGAAGACCCUCGAUCCGAAUAAAAAACGAACAGGGUGAUAUCAAUGUCGGCUCUAUCGACCGAUUCUCACGAUACUUUUUCCCACUGACAUUCACUACUCUAAUGUGCAUGUAUUGGUCCAUCUAUUACCAUAUUAGCACCCAGUUGGAACCAAUAGGUGAAAACGGAAUCAUUCUAUGACCUCAAAUAUUUCCAGUUUUUAAAAAAGCCACGAAACUUUUUACUCAAGAGCACAUGCAAAAAAAUCAUUUGAAGCUCUAUUUAUUUACAAGCUAGAAGUUUCGAAUAUCGUGGAAAUAUAAUACAAUUUAAUACUAUUAGUUUCUUUUUUUUCUUGAUCUGGUGACAAGCGAGGCCUGCGUAAAACUACCUUGUCGGAUGCUUAAAAAUCAGCAUUUAUAUCAAUAAAAAUCGAAUUCUUCUCAAUUAAUUUGCGUAAAAAGCCAGCCUACAUCAAUUAGCAGCUGGUGCUCUGAUAGCUUAACUGUGGAACUGCAGGUUUACUCAAAGUUAAAAUAUCUCGGACUUGUGAUCAGACCUG